Miscanthus lutarioriparius is the source of this 1365-nucleotide messenger RNA. Lineage: Eukaryota; Viridiplantae; Streptophyta; Magnoliopsida; Poales; Poaceae. The record is from the annotation of a GenBank genome assembly.
AUGGCGGCUGCGACGGCGGCAGGGGCAGCCGCCGCGGCCGCCGCCGUAUCCCUAAUCGCCUGCUACCUCCUCCUCCACAAGAGUAGACCCAACCUCCCGUGGGUCCCAACGGUUCGGUUCUCCCGCGCGAGAAACCGGCGGGCGCGACGGAGGGGUCUCGUGGAGGCCAUCGGCAACACACCUCUCAUUCGCAUCAACAGCCUCUCCGACGCCACAGGAUGCGAGAUUCUGGGGAAGGCUGAGUUCCUGAACCCGGGUGGCAGCGUGAAGGACCGCGUGGCGGUUAAGAUCAUCGAGGAGGCUCUAGAAUCUGGAGAUCUCGUAUAUGGUGGUACCGUAUCAGAGGGGAGUGCUGGAAGCACAGCUAUUAGCUUGGCUACUGUUGCUCCUGCCUAUGGUUGUAGGUGUCAUGUUGUAAUCCCCGAUGAUGCUGCCAUUGAAAAGUCUCAAAUAAUUGAGGCGCUUGGAGCUACUGUCGAACGAGUGCGCCCUGUUUCAAUAACUCACAGGGACCAUUUUGUCAACAUUGCCAGAAGAAGGGCUUUAGAAGCAAACAAAUUAGCAGCAGCACAGAGGGAAUCAAACGAGAAACAAAUUAAUGGUUUAUCACAUGUCGGUUCUGAGAUGAUGGAUGACAAGUUAACAGCUAUGCAGAGAGAGUCAAACAAGAUGCAAAAUAAUGAUCCAGCACAUGUCAGUACUGAAAUUCCACACUGUGGGAGAUGUGAUGUGAUUUCUGAUUCAAAGGGAGUUUUUUUUGCUGACCAGUUUGAGAAUUUGGCAAACUAUCGAGCACAUUAUGAAUGGACUGGUCCUGAGAUAUGGAAACAGACUAAAGGGAACCUGCAUGCCUUUGUUGCAGCAGCUGGUACUGGCGGUACAAUUGCUGGAGUCUCACGGUAUCUUAAGGAAAAGAACAGGAGCAUCAAAUGCUUUUUAAUGGAUCCUCCCGGAUCUGGUCUGUUCAAUAAGGUGACCAGAGGGGUGAUGUACACAAAAGAGGAGGCCGAGGGAAAACGGCUUAAGAACCCUUUCGAUACUAUUACUGAAGGAAUUGGAAUCAAUAGGGUUACUAAAAAUUUCAUGAUGGCAGAACUGGAUGGAGCUUAUCGAGGAUCGGAUAGGGAAGCUGUUGAGAUGUCAAGGUUCUUGCUGAGAAAUGAUGGACUAUUUGUUGGGAGUUCUUCAGCCAUGAAUUGCGUUGGCGCUGUAAGAGUUGCUCAAGAUUUGGGUCCAGGGCAUACAAUUGUGACAAUUCUUUGUGACAGUGGGAUGAGGCAUCUAAGCAAGUUCUUCAAUGAGCAGUAUUUGGCUGAUCAUGGAUUGACACCAACAGCUACUGGUCUGGAGUUUCUUGAUAAAUGA